Aspergillus tanneri is the source of this 324-nucleotide messenger RNA. RefSeq lists its product as uncharacterized. The record is from RefSeq and is a predicted model, not a curated record. The coding region runs from base 1 to 324 and encodes 107 amino acids. Gene Ontology annotation, molecular function: nucleic acid binding. The transcript has a single exon. NCBI's taxonomy places the organism in Eukaryota, Fungi, Ascomycota, Eurotiomycetes, Eurotiales, Aspergillaceae.
AUGGAAAGGCACCUUCCAGACACUAGAUCACACCCUACCCCCUGGUCCCAGCCAUUAAACCAAAUAAUAGAUAUAUCUAUAUCUAGCAAACUAAAAGAGCAAACAGCCCAGGAACACAAGGCGCUAAUAUCUCAAUGGCUUGCUGGUAGAGACAACCACAAGAUUAUCUUUUAUUCAGAUGGAUCCCAGCUGCAAAGCGGUCAAAAUGGAGCAGGAAUCUUCCUCCAAGAAAAUAAUCCUCAAAAUCAAAAGGCUUGGGCAUGGAAUCUAGGUCACGAAUACGAGGUCUACGACGCGGAGCUAUUUGCUAUUCAAAAGCAUUAA